AUGCGCACCCUUCUUCGGCGUGGCCUGCUGGCCCGCCUGGCCAUGGCCGCCGUCGCUGGUGUCACCGUCGUCUUCCUCGCUACGUCAGGCCCGCAACCGGCUGCCGCUGCACCCACCUGGCCCUUGAUGGAUGAGCUCGGCGCAGCCCUCGGACGCUUCCGACCGGGCACGCCCCAGGUUGAUCGCGACACCGCGUCCAACCUGGCUCACCCACCGCCGCCCGCCGCCCAACAGCUGCAGCAACAGCACGCGCCGUCUGACCCCUACUCUUUCGCCCUCGACAGCCCGCAACAGCCCCGCGGCUCGGAUCCCUGGUACCAUUCCAUCGGCUUCUCUGCUGGUGCACACCCUGGCCCCCGCGACGAGACGGUCCCCCUCGACCACCUCGAUGCCUAUGCUGAGCUGGGCAGCCACCCGUGGCUGGUGCCGCACGUGUCUGCGGGCGCCGCUUCGCCACGAUACUACAGCCCUGAUGCAUGGCAUACCACGCCUCCGUCCUCGCCCCAUCACAACUCAGAAGCCCACCGAGAUGCCGCCGUGCAACAUCCUGAAGCCGUCGAUUGGUCUCGUGAUCUGCCCAGCUCUCCUUUCCAGUGGCCAGGAACUACCCAGGUCGAAAUGCAGCAGGCCAUGCAUGCCGACAUGGACGCGCCUCUGCACUCCCAGCAUUCACCACAGUGGGCCCAUGCGGACGUGGCCGGCUCUGCCCCGCCCGAACACGGCCCUGCGCGACCGGUCGAGGCGAGCCGCGCCGCGCAGGCAUCGCUAGACGCGGAGCAGGACCGCCUGCAGGAGCAGGGCGUCUACCUUCUCGAGCACGGCGUGUCCAGGACGUCGAAAAGGUACCGCACCGGCAUGGCGGGCCUCGAGCUGCAGCAUUGGCUCGAGCAAGUCUACAGCGUGCGCAACAGGUUGGCGGCCAGCCCGAGGUGGAAGGGCUACGACGUCAAGGUGGUCGCCGACAGUCGAUCGCCGGGCAACUUGCUUCGGGACACGAGCGUUUCGGCCAAGUUGCGUGGCCAGGGGUCGCCCAGUCCCGGUGCCUUUGCAGAUGUGCUCGACCCGUUAAACGACUUCCAGAUCGGCCAGCACCAGAUCGUCGUAAUCGGCCACACCUGGAAACCGGCAGGCGCCGACCUGGCAAAGGUCAGGUACAGCGUGAUGGCCAUCCCGCGUGCGUCCUGGGAGGGCUCGAUCGCCCUGGGCAAGCUCGUGCUCACCAAGACCGCGGCGUGA
Pseudozyma flocculosa PF-1 is the source of this 1236-nucleotide messenger RNA. RefSeq lists its product as uncharacterized. The record is from RefSeq and is a predicted model, not a curated record. The transcript has a single exon. NCBI's taxonomy places the organism in Eukaryota, Fungi, Basidiomycota, Ustilaginomycetes, Ustilaginales, Ustilaginaceae. Bases 1 to 1236 code for a protein of 411 amino acids.